AUAAUGACGUAUAGGCAAAUCAGCGCUGAAGUGUUUCUUAUCAGUUUUAAUAAUCUAGAUGCGUUAUUAAUCCUUGAGACUAGCUAUAGGCUGAUAUUAUAUUUCAUAAAUCCAUGCCAAUGCCAAUGGGAUCAGUGAUUUGGUCAGUUCUCCUUCUAGGAGGAUGUCUGAUUGUAAAUGUGUCUGGUCAGACAACCAUUAGGUCUUCUCUGCAAUCAACAAACAGAAUGUAUGUUUGUCCAGAAGAGAUUGUUACCUAUGUCUGUAUUGGAACUGGAGAUCAAAUUAGGCUAUCAGCACCACCAUACAUUACUGUGUCCCUUCCUUUGUCAUAUGCGCGUGGAGACACUCUCGGAUUAGGAAGAAUAGGAAAUGGCCCUAUUGUAUCAAAUCUUAUUUCGACUACUUCACCUUUGAUGGUAGCAGAUUUAAUAGUGCAAAAUUCUUCAUUGCCUGAGUUUUCUGUUCGUUGCACUGUUCUUUCACCUUCUGAUGAAGCUGUAGCUCAGCACAAACCUUCAGGUUCUCCUUUAGAUGUGAUUUCUCCUAUGAUUGGAUAUUUUUCCCCACCAAACGAAGGUACGGCUGGUGUGCGAGUUACCUGGACACCUAAUGAUGGAAACUAUGACCCUAGUCACUUCACGAUCCAGGUGUUUGACAGUAACACUAACACUGCAAUUAAAUCCAUCGCUAUUUCUGCAGAAAGCAAUAGUUUUGAAGCAAUACUUGCUGUACCCUUUAGUGCUCCCAUGGAUGUCUACGCAUGUGUAACAGUGAUGUCCAAGUGUAACCAGACAACCGAUGGAGUUAUGACGGACUCCAUUCGGAUCAAUAAAAGUAUAAAGACAGCAUACGUGUUCUGGGUACUCUUUUCAGCUGCAACAAUUGUCCUAACAAUAAUCUAGGUAUAUAUGCCUGUGAAUCAAAAUUUACAGGAACUAAUUUUCUGUGAUGUCCAAGAUUCUAAUAAUUACAGCUGUUAUACACAUAGUUUAGGUUAGGACUACAGGCUAGAUUUAUAAGCAAUUAAACCCUUAUAAUCGCUAAAUUUAUAAUUACAUGUUUACGUAUCUCUGUAUUCUGUAAUAAACAUCAUUACCAAGCACGUUGUCGACAGA
This is a messenger RNA of Halichondria panicea, 1118 nucleotides long. RefSeq lists its product as uncharacterized. The coding region runs from base 114 to 905 and encodes 263 amino acids. The transcript has 5 exons. Lineage: Eukaryota; Metazoa; Porifera; Demospongiae; Suberitida; Halichondriidae. The record is from RefSeq and is a predicted model, not a curated record.